Molecule: messenger RNA, 1124 nt
Organism: Lentinula edodes (shiitake mushroom)
Lineage: Eukaryota; Fungi; Basidiomycota; Agaricomycetes; Agaricales; Omphalotaceae
Product: oxidoreductase
Exons: 4
Coding region: 175-996 (273 amino acids)
Cellular component (GO): endoplasmic reticulum
Molecular function (GO): oxidoreductase activity
Source: RefSeq, a predicted model, not a curated record
AUACAGAUGAAAGCAGUCAUUACAGAUAGGCAUACCGCCUUGGUCAAAAGAGAAUGGUCUCGUCGAGGAUUUUAGUGAUUUUGCUUCCGUCAUGAUCGGCGCUAUAUUGUUAAACGCGUCGAACUCUGGGCUUCUAUAAGUAAGAGCUUCUCUUCCGUCCCUCAUACUCAUAUUAUGGCUUCUGUUGUACUGGUGACUGGGUGCUCUGCUGGAGGAAUUGGUGCCGCAUUAUGUGAAGAGUUCGCCGCUCAAGGUUGUCAAGUUUAUGCCACCGCUCGUAAUCCUGCGAAGAUGGCAGGCUUUAGCCAUUCCAGAAUUGAAAAGUUACCGUUGGAUGUGACGAGCGAUGAAGAUGUCAAGCGUGUCGUUGAACAUAUCGUUGGCAAGGAAGGAAAGAUAGAUAUUGUGGUCAACAAUGCAGGAACGGGUGCCGCUGGUGCUCUUCUGGACCAGGAUAUGGACACUGUCCGACAAGCAUUCGACAUAAACACGUUCGCCAUACUCCGAGUCUGCAGGAGUGUGCUACCUAUCAUGGCAGGACGAAAGCAAGGCCUAUUUGUCAACGUGGGAUCUGUUGUAGGAGAUACACCGGUCCCAUGGAAUGGGUUAUACUCAGCGACGAAGGCUGCCACGCACAUGAUCAGCGAAGUGCUAAGCAUGGAAUGCAGACCUUUCAAUAUCUCCGUCAUGAACGUCGUUCCGGGUUCUGUCCGGUCAAAUAUUGCUAACAACAUGACACAGAAGUUCGUCCUACCAGAGAACUCCCUGUACUCUGCCUUCAUUCCAAAUAUCAUGAAACGAAUCAACGCCAGUCAAACAGAACACAGUAUGCCUGCUGCCAAAUUCGCCAAGGCCGUGGUAUCCAAAGCCUUGAGCAGGAAACCUCCUUUGCGCUUUACUGCUGGAGGUAAUUCGACUAUCUUUGCGAUAUUUAGGUGGUUACCUAGAGUCUUCGUCUUCAGAUACCUGUGGAGGAUAUAUUCAAAGAAAAUGUAAGGAAAUUGUGAAUAUAUCAGUCUCCGUCCCAUACUGUCAAAGCAAGGUUCGAUUUUCAUCGUAUAUCGUGAUCGAGAAAAAGUACAUACGAUAAACAAGAUAGACACUCAGUGCAAAAACUACAAUCA